Blastomyces dermatitidis ER-3 is the source of this 2604-nucleotide messenger RNA. RefSeq lists its product as uncharacterized. NCBI's taxonomy places the organism in Eukaryota, Fungi, Ascomycota, Eurotiomycetes, Onygenales, Ajellomycetaceae. Bases 1 to 2604 code for a protein of 867 amino acids. The transcript is spliced from 5 exons. The record is from RefSeq and is a predicted model, not a curated record.
AUGGACUUUUGGUCUCGUCUGAUCGGGGGUUCUGGUCUCUCGUCAUCAAGAGUCCUUCGGGGCAACUCCGCUGCUGAGCGCGUAGCAACAUUUAAACAUACGUGCAAUACCCUCGAUCAAAUAUGGCGUACAGCGCCUACCACCUCUGGCGAAGCUGCUUCCAUUCUUCAAGUUAGAAAUUGCCUUGAACGCCUCAAUUCAGUCCUUAACGACGAGUCUCGUGGCCCCGCGCCUCAUCCCUGUCAUACCUUUGCUGCCACUUCUCAGGUUUACCUAACCGUCACGAAACUGGCACUGUCCUCGUGUGAUCCUGGCGUCAUCUCAAACGCCGCAGUCCUUUUCAAUACAUUGAUUGAUGCCGAGGUUGACGGCAUUGUUGAUAAUCGGGUAUUUGCCAGGGCGCUAGUCGACCUGGUUCGCAGAGCGGGCUCUGCUGGCGAGGAAGGGGAAGGGAGGCUUGUGGAGCUGCUGUUUGGAGUCGCGAACAAUAUUCGGUUACGCCCUGCUAUUCUUCCUGCGUGGUUUUUCCCAAAGGAACACGGCAAUCAGGGACCUGAGCCGGUGGAGACUGGGAAGGAGUUUGCGGGUGCAACGCGAAAGGACGAUUUCCCGUUCUUCUAUUUGUUAAUCGACUAUGUUCAUCAUGAAGGAAGAUCGGGCGAUUUCGCCCGAACGGGCCUGCUGUAUAUCAUUGAGACGGCAUCGCGGUCAAAGGAGCUCGAGCGAUGGCUGAUUGAAAGCGACCUUGCAACGCUAAUGGCCACGGGUUUAGGGGCGCUUUAUAGCCAAUUGAAUAGAAAGCUUCUUUUCUUGAAGGAUGACGAGAGCAUCCCUCAUAUCGUCGCUCUGUCCGAUUAUGCUCCGGUGGAGACGGCAGCUCGCCCCAAGCUCGGGGCACACAUGGAUGCAUUUCUUUCUUACUUGUUAUUCUGGCAGGAUACCAUCGAUCAUUGUAAAUCUGCUGAGGUUAACGACACACUGCUGGAUCAUUUUCAGGUCCUGUUUCUUCAACAGCUUCUUUAUCCAUCUCUUUUGGAGUCAUCGGAUGUUGAUGGCGGCUCCACUUCCGCUGUUAUUACCUACCUUUGCCGCAUCUUGGAAUCGAUUGACCAGCCCGAUCUAGUCCAUCGAAUUUUGCAUUUUCUCCUAGCUUCAUCCACGGGGAGUGAACCCGCUGCACAAAUUCCGAAGCAGAAGUUACGAAUGUCACUCAGCCGCCGCAAAUCUCUUGAUCUCCUAGCUUCGUUCGCGGAGGCUGCUGCAAAGCCAUCGCCAGAACUUUUCAACUUGGUCGACCUUGUGUUGAUGAGUAUUAGAUCGAAGAAUCCCCCAACGGUAGUGGCUACCUUCCAGCUUAUGACUGUGAUUUUUCAACGGCAUCAUAUAUUUGCAAGCUCCUUGAUCAAAACAGUUGAACCUCCUGAGACGUCUAUGUGCAUCAGGCCUAUUGGCGCACUUAAUGCAGAAUUACAACACUUAGUUAGCUUGGCAAGAUCAGUCAUUGAAGACCCUUAUUUGGAUCAGUCAUAUCAAAAUUAUCUUCUCGAUGCAUCCGCAAUUUUGGACCAACGAACCCCUAUUAUGGCUCUGGUUGGAGGGAAACCUACCCACUCCGCUCUGGAUUCGCCCUUGCUUCUGCACACUACUGAUGACAUAUUACGGGGAAUGAUCUCCAGGCUGGAGUCGUUUUUCACGAAUAGCGUCGUGAUGAAUCUAGCCUUAACAGAGGCUAUUACAAGUUUGGCAUCUUCAAACUACAUAUCCUUGGAUGGAUGGCUCCUCGUCGAGCCUCGGAAUUACGAAUAUGACACCGCGAGUCGGACCUGCGCAGAUGCAGAUGCGGAGGCCGAUCACGCAAACAAAUUCAGCCUAGCAUUCGAUCACCCAUCUUUUCCUCCGUCGUCGGUACCAUUGGUGCCGCACACUAUCCAAAAAUUGGUUCGCCGAGUCGAACAAUGGCGAUCGGAUAUAUCCGAUUUUGACAUCCUCGUCGCAGCCCGCAGACAUCUCCUCCGUUCCGGCGAUGAUGUGGGUGGCAUUGACGGACAACCUGGGGUUAAAUCAUCUGAUUCUUCCAACCGACCAUCAGCGGACCGCCAGGGUCACCAACACCCGGCCAAAGUUGGCCAUCGUUCCGAUUCUCCGCGAGGUCGCAAGACAACACUUCUUGAACAGACGACUGAUUCUUCGCCGCCGCGCUCGUUUGUAACUUCUGGGUCCAGAUCAUUGUUUAGCUCCCCCCUCCGCGAUAACCCUCAGAAGCAAGCACCCUCGCGACCAGAAUCAGCAACUCGCUCUUCGAUAGCGGCAGACGAGCUCCGAAGACGACUUGCGACGCAUAUCAAAGUUGACCUGUCGGAUGAUUCCUCUUCUGACCAAGGCACAACUUCUGAAACUGACACGUCGACAACGUCUUUGCCCGAUCAUCCUGGCGAUGAUGACUUGGGAUCCGGAUCGGGAUCUGGGAGCGCUUCUCGAUCUAAUAAUGUAACGCUUGGACACAUUCUCACCAACACCAUCAUCCUCUAUGAGUUUAUUCUUGAGUUAGUUGCCCUAGUGCAGGUUCGGGCAACGCUGUUCCAGGAAGUCAAGUUCGAGCGGUGA